AUGGGUUCACUUGGAAACGCGAGCCCUACCCACAAUCAAUCUUUCCUAUUCGAUCAGAUGCCCCUUCUGGACCUCUUCUUCCCCGGCCUUGGCCCUGCAACCACCCCUGCCUGGUCCCUUCUUACUGGCGGCCCAAGCAUCUAUAGUCGGGCGCUUUGCAUCGGCGGUUUGCUUCUGUUGUUCGGGAAGAAUGCUUUGGAAUAUUUGGGGACGUUGCUGGAAACCUACUUCUUGUCAAAGAUUGAGGUACCCUACACAGAUGAGGCGUAUGAUAUGCUCAUUUCCUGGAUCUGCUCCCAGCCUUUUGCGCGAUGUCCAUCGAAGGAUGCCCCGCGAGCAGCCGACUAUAUCGCCGGACACCAAUUAGACCGGAUUGCUGAGGAAUUGUGA
Messenger RNA from Trematosphaeria pertusa, 390 nucleotides. RefSeq lists its product as uncharacterized. The record is from RefSeq and is a predicted model, not a curated record. The transcript has 2 exons. Bases 1 to 390 code for a protein of 129 amino acids. Lineage: Eukaryota; Fungi; Ascomycota; Dothideomycetes; Pleosporales; Trematosphaeriaceae.